Molecule: messenger RNA, 1119 nt
Organism: Lachancea meyersii CBS 8951
Lineage: Eukaryota; Fungi; Ascomycota; Saccharomycetes; Saccharomycetales; Saccharomycetaceae
Source: the annotation of a GenBank genome assembly
AUGUCAAAGGGCAAUAAGAGCAGGCCAAAGAACCGGAAACGGUUACCGAACGCCAAAAGACCUGCCGAGAAAUCGAAAAAUCGGGUUUUGGAAACCAAAUGCACAAACGAAAACGACAAUAAGACAAUCAAAUCUGUAGCAAGUCCGACGACCCCAGUAUGUCUGGUAGACGAUCUACAGCUGAACUCAAACACCAUUGAGAACUGGCCUACAACUUAUCUUGAAAAUGGUGAUUUUUUCGUGGAGACGAUACGAUCCGCGGCUACUAGCGAAUUGCAAAGGACAGGAACUGUUUCUGAUACAGAUCGAGGCUCUGAAGCCGUCAGUGAUGAGUUUCGCCACUACGACGUGCUGGACGAGCUCCUGUGUGAGCAAGUGGAUCCUACGUUCAGUUUAGUGCCAACCCCGAAAUCCAGGGCGGCCAGUGUGAUGGUCACCAAAAGUGCCAACAACAGUUUUGACUGGGAAGCGUCUGACAAAGAGAAAAUACAAGCGUCUUGGUCGGAAGUUGUUUUAGAGACCCAGUCCAAACUUUAUUCAGCAUAUGCAAAGAUCUACGCCGGGUUUUGGACCGGUGUGGUUCAGUUCAGUCUACGAACCAGCCUUUGGACUAAUAAACUACAGAAUACGCCGAGAUACUCACGAUCUCAUCCUUACAACGCGUUAUUCAUCUUUUCCUUUACAGCGACAUUUGCUCCCGUGGCCAUUGUUUUCGUUUCAGUUAUGUCGAUCAUCUCGAUUUUCCUACUUUUAUUCUACGUAGGCGUGUUUUUGUCAGUGAGUGCAGUGGCUGCAAUGCUUGUUGUUCCUCUGAUGGGGCUGUCAUUGUCGUUUGCUGCUACUGUAAUGAUUUGCGGAUUCUUCAGUAACGCCUUUUUCAGAUUGGCGCAAGUGAUCUACGGCUCAUACUCGGCAUACAGCAAAAGAUCGUUGAGACUCGCUGCCGACCAGAUUCCACCCUCUGUUGGAACUAUGGAGACCACUGGCGAGUCUCGAAGUGAAGCCAUGCUUUCGAAAAUCCCCAAAUUUCCCAGAAAGAAAGUAUCAAGUCCUCUGAGACCAAUUGUGAUUUCUGGAGCGGAGGUUCCAAACAGAAACAUAGAUUUGCAAGUGGCCUAG